CCAAUAGAAACAGGAAGUGGGUGUUGAGUUCUGAUUUGUCCGUUGGAACUGGUCAGUUUGUUUAGAUAAUUAAGACUUAUUUUAACUGAACAAAUCGAGCAGAAGUUUCCAGAACCUGCAGCUGAGCACUGUGUCGCGGCUGAACGAUGGCACUGCCGACCCUUUCCUCACGCUGGACGAGCCGGACUGUGGAGCGUCAGCUGGUGCGUAAGAGAGAACAGGAAGCGCGGCAUCUCCAGCAGUGGCAGAUGCACUCAAAGUAUUUUAAGGAUCAGCAGGUUCGCAGCAGUAAACAGGCGCACUGGAGCUCGCGCGAGUCUUAUCAGCGGAGCAUGUCGGCGUUCUGGCGCGAGCGUCUGCAGGAGGAGAAGAAGAGGAGCGUGGAGGAGCGCAGGGAGCGUCUGAGGAACAUGCUGCAGGAAGAGAACGCGCAGCUAGAGGCCGAGCUACGAGCCUCCUCCCGAUACCAGAGCACCACCCUCAGGCAGCAGCAGGCGAGGGCAGAGGAUCUGCGGUCAGCCCGCGAAGAGCGCAGGAAGAAGCUUGCACAGGAGCUUCUAAAAGAACACUGGAAGCAGAACAAUCCAGAACUGCGCAAGGUGGAGUCGGAGCUGCAUAAAGAUCAUGUGGUGAGCCAGUGGCAGGUGCAGGAGCAGCAGAAAAAACAGGUGGAGGAGGAGGCCGCGCAGGAGAGACGGCGUUUUGAGAACGAGUACGAGAGGAGCAGGCGGGAAGCGCUGGAGAGGAUGAAGGAGGAGGAGGAGAGGAGAAAAGAGGAGGAGAGAGAGAGAGCCGAGUUCCUGCGCCAACAGAUGGAGGAGCUCAAACUCCGAGACGAGGAGAGUCGGCGUCUGCAGCAGGAGGAGGACGCUCUGCAGGCCCGGCGUUUGGAGGUGGAGCAGCUGGAGGAGGACCGGAGGAGAGCCGAGGAGAGCCGGAAGAAAUCUGAGUUCGGACGUUUCCUGACCCAUCAGUACCGAGCGCAGCUGAAGAGACGAGCACAGCAGGUCCAGGAGGAACUGGAGGCGGACCAGAGGAUCCUGGCGGCGCUGAUGGAGGGCGAGGAUGAGGAACGGCGGGUGGAGAGCGCGAGGAGGGAGAGGGCGGUGGCCGAUGUGGCGUGGAUGAAGGAGGUUCUGGAAGAGCAGCUGCAGCUGGAGAGACAGCGAGAGGCCGAGUUCGACCUGCUCUACAGAGAGGAGGCACAGAGGGUGUGGGAUCAGCGUGAGGCUCAGUGGGAGAGGGAGAAGAGAGCCAGAGAGAGACUCAUGCAUGAGGUGUUGAGUGUGCGUCAGGAGCAGCUGCAGGAGCGGAUGGAGGAGAAGCGCAGGGCUCGGGAGGAGUGUGAGAGGAGGAGGGCGGAGCUUCUACAGCACCUGGAGGAGGAGGAGGAGGAGAAACGACAGAAGAGGGAGGAGCAGGAGCAGCAACGUACCACGCGCAUGCACGACAUCAACUCUCAGGUGGAGCGGAGGCGCAGGGAGCGGUGGGAGGAGCAGCGAAGACUCGAGCAGGAGGAGGCGGAGCUGAGGGAGGGGCUUAGGCUACAGGAGGAGGAGCUGCGGCUGGAGACCGAGAGGAUGACUCGAAGUGGCUACGAGGAGAGGGUUCGCAGCAGACCUCGCUCAGCCUGGACAUGAGGACAUGAGGACACGCCCACUCCGCACACAUGAUGCUCGCCGUUGUUGUUUGUGAUUUUCCGGUAGAGUGUGUGAACAGUGAAUCAGGUGUGUGUGUGAGGACAGAACACUCCACACUGAAGUGUGUGUGUUAGGCAUGUGCCGUUAACGUUUCAGCGUCCUCCAUCAGUAAAUUAUUUUUAAUUAAAAAGAAUUUCUCACUCAGUGACGGCUUCGUCUGUCCUGGUUUUAAAUUUGAUCAGCAUUAUGACAUGGUGUAUUUUUUUUAUAACCAAUGCAGCACUUUUUCUUCAAAUGUUUAAUUAUAUCCAGACAAGCGUCCGUCGGUGACCUCUGCAGCAGACGCUAGACACACGUGUACGUUAUGUAAACGAUCGUGACGUCACACUAUCAGGUUUGCUUUCAGCUGACGGAACUGAACUUAUUUAUGAACAACAUUGAACAUGCUGAAUAUCGUAAUAUUGUGCGUGCCCGGUUAUCAGCACAUGCCUAAUUAACCCAAACCGCACCACUGUGUGUUGUGUUAAACCUAGUGCUCGAUUAGCUCGUGACCGGUUAGCUUUAUACCCUCACUUAAUGUUUUACAGAAGCAGACAGAUGAAUUCACCAUGUUUUGGAUCACUGAAAUGUUUUGUGUUUGUAUAAGUUUGUAUGUCGCAAAUGUUUAAUUAAAUAUGUUUUUGGCAAAAAA
This is a messenger RNA of Ictalurus punctatus (channel catfish), 2331 nucleotides long. It is a transcript of the gene tchp, whose product is annotated as trichoplein, keratin filament binding. Gene Ontology annotation, cellular component: keratin filament. The transcript has 13 exons. Bases 147 to 1640 code for a protein of 497 amino acids. Lineage: Eukaryota; Metazoa; Chordata; Actinopteri; Siluriformes; Ictaluridae. The record is from RefSeq and is a predicted model, not a curated record. Gene Ontology annotation, biological process: apoptotic process.